AAAACAUGGACAUCCUACAAAUGUUGUUCUUCUGUUGUUCCCAACCUCAUGAUAACUUUUAUAUUUGUAAUAAUUCCAUUACUGUAGCUUAAAAACUUGACUGAUGUCAAAGUGGAAAGUAAAGAGGAAGAAGAAGAGAUGGGCGAUCGGCCAUCUACGGAGGAGGGCGAACUGAUGGUGGCCAUUAAAGAGGAGGACUUUCCCAUGGAGAUUAACAAUGCGUGCGGUCAUGAGGAAACGUCUGAGGGUCGUCUCACUUCAUCUCAAGACUGUAAAAUAGAAGAUGAAGACGCCGCGUGCGAUUCUCUACGAGACGAUCCCAUUACGCUAAAUCUUCAUCCAGGUCAUCACAGCACUAACGGAUCAGAAGAUCCCACCAACCCAGAGGAAUCGUGCCCGAGUAAUUCGGAAAUCAGGAAACUCCUUGUUGAAGACGAAGAGGAUGGGAUAUUUUCAUGUACUGAAUGCGCCAAAUGUUUCACGUUGAAAUCGGCAUUCUGUAACCACCUGAAAACACUUCACACGGACGAGCCGUCAUUUAAAUGCCCUGUGUGCGAAAAAGGUUUCACACGGAAAGUGUAUCUUAUUCGGCACCAAGCCUCCCACGCCGAAAAGUCGUUUCGGUGUUCCGAGUGCAGGAAAUGUUUUAUGCGGAAAGCUGAUCUCCUCAGACACGUGAAGACCCAUUCGGGCGUGAAGCCUUUUUCGUGUUCCGAGUGCGGGAAGUGUUUUGGCGAGAAGGGCACCUUGGUGAAACAUCGGUUCACCCACACCGGCGUCAAGCCGUUUAUUUGCAAUGACUGCGGGAAGAGCUUUGUCGGGAAGUCGUAUUUUAUCAAACAUCAGAGCAUGCACGCGGGAGAGCGCCCGUUUCCGUGCCCCGAGUGCGACAAAUGCUUUGUGUCUAAAUCCCAACUGGGGGCCCACCAGAAGAUUCAUUCAGAGUUCAGGCCAUAUUCUUGCUCUGACUGCGGGAAGGGCUUCACGUUCAAGUGUAAUUUAGUCGUUCAUCAGCGGGCCCACAGCGGCGACCUGCCUUAUACCUGCUCCGAGUGCGGGAAGAGGUUUUCCAAGAAAGCCAUUCUAGACCGGCAUUUCAGAGGGCACACUGGAGAAAAGCCAUUUUCCUGUUUGGAGUGCGGAAAGAGAUAUACAGAUAGAAGAAAGCUGGAACGACACCGGGCAGAGCACUCCGGGGUCAAGCCCUUCGAGUGUUUGCACUGCAGGAAGGCCUUUCUCUAUAAGCCGGAUUUAACAGAACACGAGAAAACGCACUCCGACGAGCGCCCGUUCUGCUGCUCCGAGUGCGGGAAACGAUACAAGAAGAAGUCAGACCUUGCGUCUCAUCUCCAGACCCACACGGGAGAGAAUAUGUUUGUGUGCUCCGAAUGCGAGGAACCCUUCCCUCGGAAGCGCGCUCUCCUCGGUCACAUGAAGAUGCACGUUGGGGAGAAACCGUUUUUGUGUUCGGCGUGUGGGAAAUGCUUUGUAGAGAAUUCGGACUUGGUCGUCCACCAGGAAACUCACGUUGCCGAACUUCCGUUCCCGUGCCCAGACUGCGGUAAACGGUUCAAGAAGAGAUGGUUCCUCACCGAGCACCAACGGACUCACACGGGCGAGAAGCCAUUUGCGUGCUCGGAGUGUGAUUAUCGUACUUCGUGGAAAUCCGACCUUCAGAAGCACCUUAGGACUCACACUGGGGAGCCGUACGUAUGUCAGGCGUGCGGGAAAAGCUUUUCCACGGAAUACUCGCACGCUGUACAUCGAAGGGAUUGUCAUCAUUGACUGGUUGGGUUCCGGCUGGUGCUGGCCGGCACCUUCGAUGUCGGGAGCAUGGAGUGAAGUCUUCCUUUUGAGUUUUUUUGCAGUUUUAUUCCAGAGACGUCAUUGUGGGACAAUACCAUAGAAUUUUAAGAACAUUUAUUGUUUGGAUCAAAUGUUUUUUUUGGUUUUAAUGUGUUUUUUAUUUUUUACUAACGUUUAAGUCUAUGCAAAAAUAUACAGCAAA
Messenger RNA from Rana temporaria (common frog), 2008 nucleotides. RefSeq names its product gastrula zinc finger protein XlCGF26.1-like. NCBI's taxonomy places the organism in Eukaryota, Metazoa, Chordata, Amphibia, Anura, Ranidae. Bases 139 to 1785 code for a protein of 548 amino acids. Gene Ontology annotation, biological process: regulation of transcription by RNA polymerase II; central nervous system development. The transcript has 2 exons. Gene Ontology annotation, molecular function: DNA-binding transcription factor activity, RNA polymerase II-specific; RNA polymerase II cis-regulatory region sequence-specific DNA binding. Gene Ontology annotation, cellular component: nucleus. The record is from RefSeq and is a predicted model, not a curated record.